AUGUCAGGACGAGAAUUAAAAUUUGUAAAGGUUGAAUUGGUAUCUUAUCAAAAAUAUGUAGUCAAAGAAAAUAAAUAUUUAGAAGAAUUUUUGAUGCAAUUGGCUCAAUAUACAGAAUCAACAUGUGUUUUAAUUAGUACAAGAAGUUAUGAAUUCAGUCAAGGUAAAACUAAAAUUGAUAUAACAUAUCCCCAUCGUUAA
Molecule: messenger RNA, 201 nt
Organism: Rotaria sordida
Lineage: Eukaryota; Metazoa; Rotifera; Eurotatoria; Philodinida; Philodinidae
Source: the annotation of a GenBank genome assembly